AUAAGAAGCUGGAUGAGUUCGGAAAAUUACAUUUAUUUUCCGUGUAGGAUUGGGCUCGUAGUGCGUAACUAACCUUGUGUGUGUUAACAUCAACAAACAUCCCAGAUUUCCAUAUUUCCGUCUCCUGCAGGCGUCCACGAUGACCAAGCGUUCCGGAUGGUACUACGAGAAACGACAGCUGCGCCACACGCCGAGCAUUGUGAAGGGCAUGAGUGUGGAGCAGGAGGUGCAGUACCGGCGGGAGGGUGCUCGCUUCAUCCUGCAGGUGGGCAACAAGAUGGGCUUACGCUAUGAGACAAUGGCCACUGGUGUCGUCUACUUCCACCGGUUCUACAUGGUGCACGCCUUCCAGUCCUUCCCCAGACAUGUGACGGCUUGCUGCUGCCUCUUUCUGGCAGGCAAGGUGGAGGAGACGCCCAAGAAGUGCAAGGACAUCAUGAAGACUGCCAAGAGCCUGAUGGAUGAAGUCACGUGGGCAGAGUUUGGUACUGAUCCCAGGGAAGAGGUAAUGACACUGGAAAGGAUUCUGCUGCAGACCAUUAAGUUUGAUUUCAUUGUGGAGCACCCAUACACUUACCUGCUCAAGUAUGCCAAGUGCCUCAAAGGUGACAAGAAGAAGCUGCCCAACAUGGUACAAAUGGCCUGGACCUUCGUUAAUGACAGUCUUUGCACAACACUGUGUCUGCAGUGGGAGCCGGAGAUCAUUGCCAUUGCCCUCAUGUACCUCGCUGGCAAGCUAAGCAAAUUUGAGGUAACGGACUGGACAGGAAGGCAGCCUAAACAUCAGCGUUGGUGGGACAUGUAUGUGGAAGGCAUCUCUAUGGAGCUCCUUGAAGACAUCUGCCAUCAGGUGCUUGACUUGUAUUCACCAAACCGCUCAGAGUCUGGCGGCAGCUCCUCUGAGGCGUCUGCCAUCACAAAGGCUGCUAUACCAAGGAGACCCACCACACCCCCUCAGACACCCACUGGCCCCCCACCAGCCAAGAAGAUGAAGAAGGAGGAAGUAAAGUCAUCGCCAGUUAAGACAGAAGCUCCAGCACCCACCCAGUCUUACCAGUACCCUUAUCAAUACUCAAACUAUCCGGCCUCUUAUACAGCACCAAGCACAUCGCAGACCCCAUCCCCUGCUGCACCUCAACGCUACCCCUACCAGUACCCAACUUCCACCACACAGGGUCCACCGCCACCUCAGGCCCCUCCUCCACAGGCACCCCCACCAAACUACCAGCCCCCACAGAGGCAUUACACUCCCCCUGCUCCUGUCUCCUCUCAGACUGCACCUCCUCCACCUCCUCACUAUACCACCCAGCCACCUCCCACUCACUAUUCCUCCACUCCCCACCCUCCAUCCUCAUACCAUCCGCCUUCCACUGCCACACACUAUCCCACUCCACCCGCCACACAAACUAUACCUCCCCAGAGCCACUACCCACCACCACAUGGCUCAACCUCCUCCUCCUCCUCAUACUACCCAGCCCCCAAUGCUCCCUCCUCUAGCAACCAGCCCUCCUAUCAAGUGCCUCCCAGCUCUUCCUACCCUCCUCCUCCCAAUUCCUACUCCCACUCCAGCUCUAGGCCAUAUUGAUUACCGGCUAGUUUAUGGCAAAAUUUACUACUAUUGUUGAUGUACAAUAAGGUAAAUAGUUCUAGUUAAUCUUUUUGUAUAUAAUUUUUAACUUUGUACAUUCUGUGACAGCAGAGAUGCUUUGGGUCAGCAGUGCUCACCAAGGUUGUCUCCUCAUUGUUUGUAUGGCAGGUUUGGGUUGAUGCUGCUGCUGCUCCUGGCACUUUUAGAACAACUUGUGGCACUGCUAAGCACACACACACUAUUGCCUCAGCCUCAACUUGUUCCAAGAGAACUGGUGUGUUUGAAAUUUUGUCUGAUGUUUGUCUGACCAGUGUUGUGUUCCAACUUUGUAAGCAGAAUUAUUACAUGCAAUUAUUA
Messenger RNA from Scylla paramamosain (green mud crab), 1945 nucleotides. Its product is annotated as cyclin-K-like. Gene Ontology annotation, biological process: regulation of transcription by RNA polymerase II; positive regulation of DNA-templated transcription, elongation. Gene Ontology annotation, cellular component: nucleus; cyclin/CDK positive transcription elongation factor complex. Gene Ontology annotation, molecular function: cyclin-dependent protein serine/threonine kinase activator activity. The transcript is spliced from 7 exons. Lineage: Eukaryota; Metazoa; Arthropoda; Malacostraca; Decapoda; Portunidae. The record is from RefSeq and is a predicted model, not a curated record. Bases 140 to 1585 code for a protein of 481 amino acids.